Messenger RNA from Cinclus cinclus, 6878 nucleotides. RefSeq names its product BTB/POZ domain-containing protein KCTD5. Gene Ontology annotation, cellular component: Cul3-RING ubiquitin ligase complex; cytoplasm. Gene Ontology annotation, molecular function: cullin family protein binding. The coding region runs from base 1 to 819 and encodes 272 amino acids. The record is from RefSeq and is a predicted model, not a curated record. Gene Ontology annotation, biological process: protein homooligomerization; proteasome-mediated ubiquitin-dependent protein catabolic process. The transcript has 8 exons. Lineage: Eukaryota; Metazoa; Chordata; Aves; Passeriformes; Cinclidae.
AUGGCGGCGGAGAACCACUGCGCGUUCCCCGUGCCCCCGGCUGGCGGCCUCGGCACGGGCGGGCCUUGCCGUCGGUGUAGCUCGGCGCCGCUGUCCGGCGCGGGGCCCGGCAAGUGGGUCCGGCUGAACGUGGGGGGCACUUGCUUCCUGACCACUCGACAGACGCUCUGCAGGGAUCCUAAGUCCUUCCUCUUCCGCCUCUGCCAGGCCGACCCCGACCUGGACUCGGACAAGGAUGAAACAGGUGCCUAUUUAAUAGACAGAGACCCAACCUACUUUGGGCCAGUGCUGAACUAUCUCAGACAUGGAAAACUGGUUAUUAACAAGGACCUAGCAGAGGAAGGUGUGCUAGAGGAGGCUGAAUUCUACAAUAUCACAUCUCUAAUAAAACUGGUAAAGGACAAAAUAAGAGAGAGAGACAGCAAAAUAUCACAGGUGCCAGUCAAACAUGUAUACAGAGUGCUGCAGUGUCAGGAAGAGGAACUCACUCAAAUGGUUUCCACAAUGUCCGAUGGCUGGAAAUUUGAACAGCUUGUCAGUAUAGGUCCCCAGUACAGCUGUGGCCGGGAUCAGCAGUCAGAGUUUCUGCUGAUAGUGUCACGGGAGGUGAAAGGGGAAGAAAGAUGCUUCCAGAAAUGCUGCAGUGAGCUGGUCAGUAUUGGUUCUUCCUAUAACUAUGGAAAUGAAGAUCAGGCUGAAUUUCUGUGUGUUGUCUCGAAGGAAUUGCAUAACACUCCUUAUGGCACAACCAGUGAACCCAGUGAAAAAGCAAAGAGUGAGGAUGAAGAAACGGAUUACGAUAUGAAUGACUCAGAUUAAGUGUAAAUGUCAUGAUUUUGCAAGAACGAGGUUCCAGGAUGUGAAGACAGUGUUGGACGGUGACAGUUUUUUUCUUAUAUUCGAAGAUGCAGUGAAUUGUCACACAGAAGAGGCUUGGCUGCAAAAGAAAAAAAUCAGAUUUAGACAAUUUUCUGUUGAUCUGAGUUCAACCAUAUUUGCCUAUAAGCUGGUGUCACCUUCUGGAAGCAUUGCAAGAUAACAUAAUGGGAAUAGAUGGUGUGGGAGUAUGUGUUAAAUUUUUGGUUGUAAUGCAUGGUUGUACUCUCUUGUUGGCUGAUUGACACUGGUCAUUUGAAAAGAAAUGACCAUGCACUCAUAUUUUCCUCGGAGACAUGUAGCACUUAAUGUCUGGUGCUGGAUGACCCAAUGUUGAUCAGUUUGGAGACUUUUUCCUACUAAUCAUUGUAAACUUUAAAAGGACAAUGUAAUUGGUGCUACACACACACACUCACACACACACACACUCACACACAAAUGUUACAGCCCAGAAACACAAGUAUUUGGGCAUAUGUUGUGUUAGAAUCAGUGUCAGCCCCAGUUGACUGUAUUAUACUGCACAUUCCUUAUGGCUCUGUGGCAUAAUCUAUUAUGUAAUAACAGCCUAGGAGAUCAACUGAAACUAGCACAUGUAAAAGUUACACAACAGAGAAAAGGUUUCUCUGAACGGUGUAUAUAUUGACUGGAUGUAUAGCUUAUUUUAAUACCCAAAGGGAAAACUAAACUCAGAGAAAAUGGCCUUCCUCUGAGUUAUUCUUGAUGUUCCCUCCGUUAAAACAAGUCUCCUGUAAAAGUUACGCUCCAGUCCUGGUCACAUGCUUGAAAGUGGAAUCAAAAUUCACUGAAAAUGACCAACUGAACAUCCUUUUCCUUUGGAGGUGUUUGUACUCAUAUGUGUGUUUGUGCUUUUAUAAAAUGCCUAUAAGCGUUGAACUGUGUGGAAUAGGGUAGAGAUUUUUUGAGAGCUGAACAUUUUACAGAAAUACAGCUGGCUAGUCCUAGGUCCCCAUCUCUAUGACUCGGAUUAAAACCAACCUUAGUGUGAACAUAAACUCAUCCAGUUGAAAAACCUGAUUACUUUGGAUAUUCAGGAUACCUGUAAUCAACCUUUGUCUUUAUUCUAUAGAGUUUCAACUAUGCAGUUAAGAACAGUGUUUGAACAGAAUGCGAAGCAGCUUUGUUAGUUUGUCCUUGAUAAAGGCUAAUACACAAGACAUAGGCUAUGUUUUGAGCGAGAUCAUUAGCACAUAUUCAAAACAGGUAAUGAAAUGGACAGUAUAAAACUUGGCUUCAUUGACUCACAGAACCAGUGGAAGGGAGUUUCAAAGAAAGCUACAAGAUGGUUUUAAAUUCUAAAGACAUUACAGUUUUCAUUCUUAGCAAUUUCAGAAUUUAUGCAUAUGCUGUCAGUUGUCCUUUACACAAAAGCCUGAUUUUCAAACACCCAGGGUCUACUUUUUAAAUUUUUUUUAAAGGACUUAAGCAUUGAUAUAAGUUUGGCAGAACAAUUUUUAAGAAACAUUUCUACUAAACAGGUUAAGCAAUGGGCUAAAUGUUUUGACCGUGUGCCUAAUGCUUGAAAGGAUUUGUAAUGCAUUUUGUGACUUGGAUGUGGUCUGCACGGGAAGCUGCUGGCCCCUCCACAACACAUACAAUUUUUGUCUUUUUUUAAGAAGUUAAAACUGAAUUAAUUUACUAAAACUGUAAUUGUGUAGUGGGAAAUGUUUAUACUUUUAUACUUUUUUAGGUACCCAUAUUUUAUCAGCUUAAAUUGAGCACACAGAUGUCCCCUAAAUAGUGGCAGAUUAUCUUGUGUUUCUGAAAAUAAGCAUAACAAUUGUCUGUGUUAACUGCAUAUUAAAACAUUUCUUCUGCUGCAGUAGUCACUGUGUUUUUAAGCAGUAUGACUCCACCAAAUUCUCUGAACUCCCCACCUCAUGGAAUUGCAGCCAACCAUGUUACUUGUUGUUUUCUUGACAUGCUCUACAGAGUAAUUCAGCAUUGAUCUAAGCAGAUUUCACUGCCUAAAACACCAGUUUUACAGUGAUCCUUAAGAAUCAGCAUUUCUGCUGCCUUUCUUAUUAAACCCAAAAAGGACAGACUAUGAAAUAAAGUGAAUUUUUUUCUGAAUGGCAUCAGCAAAGCAUGAGUAACAAACUGAGCAAACUGAACAAAUUUAGAGUAUGUAAAAUAGUGUUUUUGUCAAAGUAUGGGUUUUUUUUCCCCCCUGGAAUAUUUUUGGUUCAAAAACGUGCUUUUAUGAUAAGAUCACCUGCAGCUUAGUUUACAUUAUAUCCCUGCCAUAGCUAAUUUUAGGGAAAUGAGUGUUUAAUACUUUUUGCAAUUUUUUUCCAAUACCUCACAAAGAUUUGAAGAAGGAGAGAAUAGAGAGAGCUUUAGUAGGCAGGUACCUUGUAAAUUAUUUUAAAUACACUGUUGUUUGAGACCACCUGAACUACCUACUUUCCUGUUCUUGCUAUUGGCAUUAUUGCUUUAAUUUUUGUGAUCAUGUGAGGCUUUCAGAUAGAUGAAAAUGCUCUCUUCAGCUUUUUUCAAGGCAUUAAGAAUUUAUCCCUAAAUAAGUUUUGUUUCUUUUUGUUUGACUGUUGCAGUUUCAAAUGAAGUUAGUGACAGUAACAAGGUAAUUGCAUUAGAGUCCAAUCUACGUCACCAGGCUUUGCAAACAUUGCUUCAUCUGUUAAGAUCUUGCAGUAUGAAAUUAUGUACCUGUAGAGUUUAAACUGGAGUACUUUGUCUGCAAACCCCUUGGACUUAACUCUGGACAUACACAAUUCUUGCACUCUAUUAUUAAAUCAGAAUCACUAUUAUCAUUUAAAUCAUACACCCUAUUUUUAAAUCAGAACAGUAUUCCAGGUUAAAACUUUAGAUCCUGAGCUUGGAAAGAUCAUAGAAGUAGGAAUAAAACAGGAAGAGAGAGAGGUGAAAUUCCUUAAAGGCAUUUACAUUACAGACUUCUUGCAAAACUUGAUUAAAAGCAGAAGUUCAAAUUUGCUACAGCAAUUUCUUGCUUUGAGUUAGGAAACAGCAUAUUGUUGGCCUUAAGUUUUCUCAGAGGUUAUUUUCCUUUAUUGGAGAUGACAUUUUUGUAUUACAUGCUUUUGACUUCUUCAAGCAGCAAGUGAAUCAGAAUUUUGCAAUGAACAAGUAAUUCUGAGGCCUCAAAGACAUGAAUGUCACAUAAUAACAGUCCAGAUGUAUACUCUGACUCAGCAGUUCCCAGCCCAAAGGUUACCUGGAAUUUUGUCCGAUUUACUGUGGGAUUUCCAUGGAUUACAGUUAAUUGCAGAUUUUUUAUCCUGCAGUAAUUUAAUUGUAUGUCAAAGACUUUAUUGAAUUUCAAAGGUUUUUUUGAUACUUUACAAAAGUUUCCAUUGUCAGAAUAAUUUACUCAUCAAAGCUGUAAAAUUACUGUGUUUUUUUCAAACUCAGAUUUCUUGUAACGAUGGAAGUUGUUUCAUCUUGCAUUGUAGCAUUAGGAGAAGAUAUUUCUUACAAAAUGAAUCUUGAUGAAUCCAUCUGAUGUUUUUGUUUUCAGAUUUUCUUUAGACAACAGCUGUGUAGCUCCAUUUUUUGCAAUGUGAAUGCACAGUUAUGAUUGAUUAGAAACAGGACUAUUUCCUGCAGAUUCAAAAAUUGAAUCAAUCUUCUCUUUUUCUGAGAGAGGUUGUUUUGAAAAAAUGAAAACUGGCUGAUUAAACAAAAGAUAACUUGGUUGCAGGCAUGCAACCAAGGGAACAAGUCCACUGAGUAGGGUGAUAGUGUUAUCAGAAAAGUGCUUCUCAUAACAGAACACUAUUCUGUGAAUGUCUGUUGAGGUUGAGAGUUGUCAGACGCUGUUUAAGCUGUAGAGAGCUGCCACCAGCAACAUACAUACGUUAGUUAAUUUUUUUUAUUAAUGUUUCAAAAAUUAACUUGGAGUGCAAAAAUGCAAUAGUAUCUGGGUCAGUGGAAUUAAGUAGAAUCUGGAUUAUAAUUACCCAGGUAUACUGGAAUGUGUUCCUUGGGAAGUACUGGGAGAAGACUGAGGUUGUCCUGGGCUUUUUGAGGAAGAUCAAAGUCAAAUGAAAGGUUGAAGUCAGGGAUUUUGUUCAGUUGAGAUGUGAUAAAAUCAGAAAGUGCCAUUCUCCUAUUUUUGUUCUUUCUCACCACAUCAAAAGUUUCAAGUUUUUCAAAUUGACUUUUUCAAUCAGCCCUUGAACUGUGGGGCUCUUGAAAAGAGGUGAAAUUUUGUUAUGCCUUUAACAGUGUCUGCUAUCCUAAGACAGAGGGGUUAAAAACGUGAGUGGUCAUUGGAGAAUUAUAUUUUCUAACACAACAAUUUUGAAGUACUUAAGCCUGAGGAUGCUGCCUGUUACUUUAUUGUAGUUUGCACGUAGUCAUUGUAGACUGCAGUUAUGUUGAGUUUUAAGGACAAUCUUGGGAUCUUAUGUGGGUUUUUGUGUAGAAUUAUUGAUUCUUUAAAUAGUACGAAUAUUCAUUUAAAAAAAAUGUGGAAGGCUCUCUGAACUUGGUAUCAUAUAAGUUUUCUUUUGUUUCACAAAAAUCAGGAGCUGUCUUUAAAGGCUUCUUAAUGAACAGAGGCUUUAAAGGGCUAAAUAGAUCUUCUUGUCCAGUUUGCCUAAAUGACCAUCACAAGGAACUCCUUUCCAUUUUCAGACCAGAAAUGCUAAGGGCUAAAAUGCUUUCCGGGGCUAAUUUGAGGUUCCAGAGACAUACAUUUGAAAAACUAGUCUGUUUUCUUUUCAACUCUUGGAAUUUAAAAUAUUUUUUACAAAUGGCUGAACCAAUUGCAGAUGUAAGUGUUCCUAUGUGGCUUGGAUUUUCAGUAUCCAGAAGAACACACUAGAGAAGGCAGUACACUUACCCUCCACUUCAUUAUUACCUUUGCUGAAAUCUUAACUUUCAUGAAUAGCACUGGCAAUAGGGAAACUUUGAGGAAGAUAUUGCCCCAGGAAAUUGUCACAGAGUUUUUCUUUGUUGCAGAAUAUUUUUUUGCUACUUGGUUGACCUUUACUUUAGCAAUGUCUACCAAGGCAUAAACAUCUCAAAGUUCAGUGAAGAGAUACUGCUGCAAGUACAGCUUUGUGGAUUCAUUAGAGGCUAUUCAGGAUGUUGUGUCUUAAUAAGUACUAUAAUGACAGAAACUUUUUUUAAAGUUAUUUUGCUACUUUGGGAGUGAGUGGAAGGGGAAGAGGUUCUGUGACAGUGCUCUCCUCGCCUUAGGAAGCUGAGCCUAAAUUUUGACUUAAGACCUGUUUGUGAUUUUGAGGCCUCCUCAUCUGAAGCGAGUAAAUGUAUUUAUUAUGUAUGUGGUUCUUGCUACUUCUGAAGAUUUUUCAAAAGCUUAUGCACAACUUUACUCACAUUAACUUCGCUCAUGUGUACUUGGUAGAAUGAAGCAAGGGGCAAGACACAAUUAGAAGGAAUGUUGCCAGCCUCUCUACCUGGAACUGAAACAAGAUCACCGAACUGAAGAAGUAUCAAAUGGUGGCUUUUUCCAUCUGCUUCUCUCCUUGUCGUUGCCUCAACCUAGCUAUGAAAAAUCUACUUCCUAUGCACUGUUUAGGACCACCUACCCAAUUCAACAAAUGUUCUUCUCUUUUUACCUUUUCCUCCAAAUCACUGGUCUCAAAAUUACCUGUGCAUCAGCUGUUUGUUCUUAUACCCAAGUGGCCAUACUUGCAACAUAUUUUUCCUGGAUAGUGGAUUAGCAAUAACACUUUAUUUUGUGCCAAUUCAUUCUCUCUGAAGUGUUCUUACUGCAGCAAAAUUUGAAUUUUGAUUUGGUUUUAAUGGAUUUGCAUUAACCAAAACUCAUAGCACAGACAAGAAACUGAAUUCAGGGAAAUUUCCCUGAAAAAAAUCUGCUAGGGCUUCCCAAAUAAUUUGAAGGUGGUUACAGUUAACCAUCACUUUCAAAACAAACAAAUGAAAUGUAUGUGGGUAUUUUUUUAACUUCCUUUUCAUAACACUAGUGUAUUGUAAACUGCAUGGAAUAAACCUGUUUUUUCCCUUUUAAA